ACUGUACUACACUACUGACACGUUGUACAUUACGUUGUACGUGUACAAAUGCUCGGCAUAUACAGCACGCGCAAUAUACAGCAGACUUGAGAUUUUUGGGCUUAGGCCUAAGUGAUUUCGUACUCUGUUCCCCAUAGUGCUGUGAAUGAUGAGCUACGAUUAGGAAAUUGGUUGUUAACGAGACUUUGGUUUAAGUUACUGAAUAUUUAUUAUUACAUUGCAGCUUGAAAUUCUUCUGGAUUUGAUUAAAAAUGGGGGGUUUCUUUAGUAGCAUAUUUUCCAGCCUCUUUGGCUCCAAAGAAAUGAGAAUUCUGAUCCUUGGGCUAGAUGGUGCUGGCAAAACCACAAUACUCUACCGCCUUCACGUCGGGGAAGUUGUAACGACGAUACCAACGAUCGGUUUCAAUGUAGAGACUGUAAAGUACGGCAACUUGAAAUUUCAAGUGUGGGACCUCGGAGGCCAAACGUCUAUCAGACCAUAUUGGAGAUGUUACUACUCAAACACAGACGCCAUCAUUUAUGUGGUAGAUAGCUCUGACAAAGACAGAAUGGGCAUCUCCAAGUCGGAACUGGUUGCCAUGUUAGAAGAAGAAGAACUCAAGAAUGCCUUGCUGCUUGUCAUGGCCAACAAGCAGGACAUAGAGGGCGCCCUCACAGACACGCAGGUGGCCAGCGAACUGGGCCUGGCGGCACUCAGGAAUCGCAAGUACCAAAUCUUUAAGACGUCCGCCCUCAAGGGAGAUGGGCUGGAGGAAGCAAUGCAAUGGCUCGUCAAUGAACUCAAGACAUCACCGUAGCCUUUGAACACUUGUACAUAUUUGCCACUCAUUUUUCAUUGAUGUGCCCAUGGAAACGUUGACCCCAUUGUCUAGAGGAGCGCGAUACGUCCUGCUAAAAUACCUGAACAAACCAGUAAACAGUGGAAUCAUGGGUCAACAACAUAUUGAAAGAAGCCAUGCUGCAGUGGUGACUGGAUGAUAGAGAUUGGAUCUACAAAUUAGAAAUUUUAUUGUUUUCUGCUAGAAAUGUUUGCCGGAAUCCUGACUCACCCACAUCCUAUGAAAUUCACCAUGGAAGCUUCAUUGGGUUUUGUUAGAUCUGGGAAGGCAGAGCCCAGCCACUGUUACUUUACUUGGGGCUUCUUACCUCUUGAAAGUUGAAGUAGAACGAAUGUGCGAAUUGGUUUCCUGCUCAGUAGAGGAUUUUGCACGAUUUCAGAAUGAGGAAUGUCCCCAACCAAAAACAUAAAACCUGUCGGUGUUACAAUGGGAAACUUGGCACAGGUGGUAGGAGACAUACCAGUCCUUUUUAAGGUAUUGCACAUGCUCAGAACUAUCCACGCGUGCCCAGAACAACAUGAGCGUGUUCGGAUUUGGUAAAAAGGACCAGGAUGUUUGUUGCUACCAAGCAUCUCAAGGUCUCCCAUUGAGGCCUCUUGACCAAAUUUGCGGGUUUUUUCCCCCACAUGACUAAUUGAGAUUCAUUUUAUAGUACUUUCUUGCCCACUUCGUCAAUGUGAUAAUUUUAUUGUUCAGAAUACGUUGAUUUUUCCUAAUCUAGCCACUCAUUAAGAAUUAUUGCUCAAAAACACUGAUAUUUAAUCCUAACAGUCCUCAAUCCUUCACCUGUUGGAGGACUGAAGACUGUUAGGGUUAACAUUAUCAUUGAAAAUCCUUGCGUUGUACUUGUUCAAAUGUGCUUGGACUGAUGUGAGCAAUACUUGAGAGAUGGCCAGUCUGACAUUCAGUUAACACAUGACAAUUUGAUUGGAAUUAUAAGACAGGAAGCCUAAAAUUUCAAUUAAAGACCAUUUUGACACCACUUUCUAGCAUGUGCUGCAUUUAUUGAGAUCCAAAUUAGUGUCUUGGCUUCUAAGAGUGAAUGCGGGUGCCCACCAACUGUACCUGCAGGAGCCAAAAUAAAUACCCGACUAAGUCGACAAUUGCCUUGACACCUCGUCACAAAGAUGAGUAUCGUGCUCUUCUUUUCAUUUUAAUGUGUCUGGUAAACCCCAGUAGCUAAAGAGAUUGCCAUCAACACCACAGAAAAACAAAUGAAAAGAAAUCAGAAGCCUUGAAAAUAAUGUUAAUGCCUUUAUGGAGUGGCUAGCGAGAUGUAAUUUUUGUGAGGUUCUCAUUUCUCUUUUAAAUGUAUUUUGGGAAAGAUGGAAAUCGAAAAUUAAUGGUUUAUCUCCUUUGCUUUAUACCAGGAAUUUAAUGCAUUUUACUCGUACCAUUUAUUAUUUGUGGUUUCCAGGGGGUAGAUUUAAGAGGAGGAGCUUUGGUUUCUCCCGCCCACUUUUAUGACUGUUUGGAUACAUAUUAUGACGUGAAAGUUGUUGGUUUAGAGACGCGUUUUCCUGCUGUAUGUGUCCACCCAUUUUUUAUAGAUUUAAAUUACCACACUGGAUCCAACCCAAUAUGUAUCCCUCCGCCAAAUAUGAGUGGUGUGACUCGAAUGGGAAGGCAUGGUUAUUUAUCUUGGGCUUUUAUCAUUUAAACGCCUAGGUAAUCAAUGCCGUGAUGCGUAUAGAAGUUUCCCAGUGUCCAACUCUUCUAGAGCCAGUUGAAAUUGUUAAGUAGCCUUAUUGGUGAUUAAUUUAUGUACAUGUAUUAAACGUAUAGUUUGACCUCAUAAAUUUACAAUAAUGAGACAUCGCUUUGUAUACAUGUAGUUCUAGCAUGGGUUGUGUUACGUCGAUUGCUUUAUUUCUUUGGGAGAGAACGAUUGAUGGAGUAGCCCGCGCUCUGUCGGCAAAACUGGUAACCUUAGCGAGUCGGAGCCUUUAACUUGAGACCCCAUCGGUCACUCCCCACACCAUACAGUAGACCCUUUUCGCCAGUGAAGUCAGUCACGUGACAUAGAGUGGGUAUCAUUCGGCAGUACUGUGCUAGCUGGGACUGCCUCUUGUACCUUAAACCAAGACAGUGGGCCAAGCUACAUCGAACACCACGUGGCCUGUUGCAAGCGUGCAUGUACAUUGUACAUGUAGGCGUUCUGCCGAUGACGUCAUCCAACCAACCAAAAUUUUUUGUGGAUGAGCAUUGAAUUUAAGUAUGAUGUUUUUGAAAUACUGCACGUGAACUAAAUGUUUUCUGUUUCUUUUAACCUUUAAACAUGCCGAGUUUGGGUGUAGUGCUCAGUACCACAGCAGAUCAGUAUGGUACUUUACAACCGUCAGCUUGUUUUUGAUAAAUGACACUCCAUAUGACAGACUUUGCUGUGUGAGAACGCUGUGUCGAUGUUUGAUACACACUCCAGGUCACGUGACAAGCGUGUGCAAUCGAUCUAUUCAUCGAUUGUGUUGGCUUCAAUACUGCUAACGUAUGGCACCGUCCGCGGGCUGUAUGUACAUUGCGCAUUCGCUCGAGAUAAACCACUGUCUACCAGUUCUCUUGAAACCAUGCCAGGUGUGCCACACACAAAAACAAUACUUCGAGACGUUCCAUUUUACGGACAUCGUAAAUUUUGCCCUCCAGUGGUACAUGUAUCUUGGCCAAUAGCACGCUGUAAAAAGUCGAAUUUUGCAGGGAAAAUGUCGAGAUACUCACGAAGUGCUUAUACCUAAUGGUUACCCUUUUCAGACCAGUUUUAUAGGGUUUAUGUACUGAAUGUCAAGUGGUGUCCGUGUAUAGAACAUGUUUGUUCAGUUGUCCAACAUUGCUUUCCUUGUGCUGUCUUUUAAUAUUUGUUACACCAAUAAUUUAAAGUGUUUUGUAACCACAACGGCCGUCACUUUGGAAAUAAAAACAGUUUUAAAU
Messenger RNA from Acanthaster planci (crown-of-thorns starfish), 3761 nucleotides. It is a transcript of the gene arl1, whose product is annotated as ADP ribosylation factor like GTPase 1. The record is from RefSeq and is a predicted model, not a curated record. NCBI's taxonomy places the organism in Eukaryota, Metazoa, Echinodermata, Asteroidea, Valvatida, Acanthasteridae. Gene Ontology annotation, molecular function: GTP binding; GTPase activity.